Messenger RNA from Centrocercus urophasianus (Greater sage-grouse), 4377 nucleotides. RefSeq names its product transcription factor EB (gene TFEB). NCBI's taxonomy places the organism in Eukaryota, Metazoa, Chordata, Aves, Galliformes, Phasianidae. The record is from RefSeq and is a predicted model, not a curated record. Gene Ontology annotation, biological process: humoral immune response; positive regulation of DNA-templated transcription; regulation of transcription by RNA polymerase II. The transcript has 9 exons. Gene Ontology annotation, cellular component: nucleus. Gene Ontology annotation, molecular function: DNA-binding transcription factor activity, RNA polymerase II-specific; protein dimerization activity; RNA polymerase II cis-regulatory region sequence-specific DNA binding. Bases 2174 to 3529 code for a protein of 451 amino acids.
GGCGCGUUGUGUCUGCUCUGCGUGCACCCCAAGGUGUGGAGCUGGGGACAGCGCUGUGCUGCCAGGUUCCCCUAUUGCUUAUCGAUGCACUUUGCCAAGUAACCCCAAGGCAGCAGCACCCUGCGGUUGUUGGUGGUCCCCCAGGAUGGGCUCUGCUCCGCUUUUUGGAGCCCAGUUCCUCCUUGUCCUCCCCCCACCCCAGGGCCUCCCCAAGGUCACGCCAUUCUCCCCUCUCCGCUGCGGAUGGAUCACUCAGCCCAGGUGGUGCCAGGCACUGCUGUUGGCUCGUCUUCACCCUAGGAACGUCCUUCUGCCUGUUACUGCUUUUAUUUUUAAUUGCCUCCCUGCUCGGAUGGGAGGGGAGGGGAGGGCAGGAACUUGUCGGCUCGGGCUGUGCGCGGGCGGGCUGUGAAUUCCCGCGGCGGUCAGUCGGACAGUGAUGUUUCAAUCAGUGCUGCACUCCUGCAGCUUUGGCUCUGCUCUGGAGGCAGCGGCGAGGUCCCAGCAGCGCCCGCAGGGUUGGUUCCAUUGUGCCAACCACCGUCCUGUUGUGCCAGCCACUGUCUGGUGCCGCCUCGCACCUUUUGGGGUGGAGGAGCAGGGCGUUAUGAACCCCGUAGAAGUUAACUGCAUGUACCGGUGGGAACGCAGCUCCUGUGGGUGCCCUUGGUGCCACCUCAGCCUUGCUGUGAUGAGAGAUGCGCAGCCCUGGCUCAAACACUGAUGCUUUUUGGUCCCCGACAGCUCCUCGCUGGGGUGAGGGCUCCUGGAGUGCCGCUGUCACCCACAGCUCCGUUAAUGUUUUUACUGCACUAAAUAUCUGGGCUGCUUCCAAGAGCAGCAUUUAACGCAUGGAAGGGAAAACAUUUGGCCUCUGACCCACGCGCCUGUUAACAGCGCCGUGGUCCACAUUGCUGAAAUGCCGGGGCUAAAAACAGUGCUGGUGACUCAGUUGCUCACUGGUGUUGUCAACUGACUCCGGGUGCGAUGUGCCAAGUUCCCCCCUUCGCCUUCUCCCUUUCAGGGCUGCAUGCUGGGGCUGGGGCUCCGCCGUCCACCUGCUGCUCCAUCUCCGAGGGCACUGCUGUGCUCUGGGAACGGCGCUGCUCCCGCUUCUUACUUCCCACCCUCAACCUUGAGGGCUGGGUGGGCACGGGACCUUUGGUUCAGCCUCGAGCGGAGCUGUGUUGGUGCUGGAUCGGUGUGCUUAGGGCUGAGGGUGGUUUGAGCACCGGGUGCCUCUAAGGAUGGAGAGUGCUCACCUCCAGACCCCAUCCCAGGACAUGCAGUGCACAGAGCAGAGCCGUGCUCCUCCAUGUGCUGAUGAAGACGAAGGGCCCUGACCUUCCUCCCACCAGGUGCCAGUGUCACCCGACCCAACAGCAGCCACACAGCCAAGCUGGGGUGAGGGGAGGCAGCGGGCCAGUCCCAACUGUAUGGCAGCUGCCAGGUGCCAGCCUGCAUUGCUGGCAGCAUGGCAUGGAGGUGGCACAGUCUCCCUGGGGGCUCGCCCGUGGGGCUGCAGGGAGGUGUGUGUGCAGCAUCCCACAGGGUUGAUGGGGAUGCUGGAGCUGCAGCUGGUCUCAUGGUGGAAUGCAGCCCCAUGGGUGCUGUCAGCACAAAGGGGAGGUGGUGCCAGGAGGCUUUGUAGAAGGAGGGGAUGUGGGGCAUCACCCACGCGUCCUUGUCGACCUCCAGCUUUGUCAGGGCCGCGCUGGCUGGAGGCAGCAUGGCUGUCCUGGUGCAGUGAUCAGUGGGAGGGGGACCCCCAGUGCCAAUCCCUCAGAGGGCAGCGGCAGCGUCUGUCCCUGCGCCCGUGCUUGCAGGAGGGGAUGUCACCCGAGGGGCUGCGUGGGGCAGAGCCAACAGCGGGCGGCAGUGGCGGCGUCUAUUUUUGUCCCUCUCUGCCCUGCUGGUGUUGCUGACUGCAGCACGGCACUGAGCACAGCGAGCGGCUCCGGGGCCUUUUUUGCAACUUCCUCCGCCCGCGCUGCUGUCACGUUAAAAGCAGGGUCCUAAAAAUGAGGAACCACGGAGCCGGGCAGGGCAGGGAGGAGCGCGGAGCAGCUGUGACCGGCCAGUCCUGGUGUCCGGAGACCCCCUAAACCCCCCCAUCGCCCCCUACCCAGGGUCACCUCUGUGCCUGGCCUGCAUCCCACCGCCCCGCUGCACCAUGGCAUCCCGCAUCGGGCUGCGGAUGGAGCUGAUGAAGCAGCAAGCACAGCAGGAGGCCGAGCGGGAGCGCGCUCAGCAGCAGCUGAUGAUGAACUACAUGCAGCAGCAGCGCAUGCCGGUGGCCUCCACCCCCGCCAUCAACACCCCCAUCCACUACCAGUCCCCACCGCCCGUGCCUGGAGAGGUCCUCAAGGUGCAGUCCUACCUGGAGAACCCCACCACCUACCACCUGCAGAAGUCACGGGACAAGAAGGUUCAGGCGUAUCUCUCUGAGACCUAUGGGAACAAGUUUGCUGCCCACGUCAGCCCUGCCAGCCACUCGCCAAAGCCGCCCCCGGCUGCGUCCCCCAGCGUCCGGCCCGGCCACGUCUUGUCCUCCUCGGCGGGCAACAGUGCGCCCAACAGCCCCAUGGCCAUGCUCAACAUCGGCUCCAACCCUGAGCGGGAGUUUGAUGAGGUCAUUGAUGACAUCAUGCGCCUGGACGAUGUUCUGGGCUAUAUGAACCCUGAGGUCCACAUGCCCAACACGCUGCCAAUGUCCAGCAGUCACAUGAAUGUCUAUAGUGGGGACCCCCAGGUGACCGCCUCUCUCGUUGGUGUCACCAGCAGCUCCUGCCCCGCCGAGCUCACCCAGAAGAGAGAGCUGACAGAUGCUGAGAGCCGAGCCCUGGCAAAGGAGCGCCAGAAGAAAGACAAUCACAACCUGAUCGAGAGGCGGCGAAGGUUUAACAUCAAUGACCGCAUCAAGGAGCUGGGGAUGCUGAUCCCCAAGGCCAAUGACCUGGACGUGCGCUGGAACAAAGGGACGAUCCUGAAAGCUUCUGUGGACUACAUCAAGAGGAUGCAGAAGGACCUGCAGAGAUCGCGGGACCUGGAGAACCACUCUCGGCGGCUGGAGAUGACAAACAAGCAGCUGCUACUCCGCAUCCAGGAGCUGGAGAUGCAGGCGCGCGUGCAUGGGCUGCCCACCUCCUCGCCCUCAGGUGUCAACGUGGCUGAGCUGGCUCAGCAGGUGGUCAAGCAAGAGGCCGGUGCAGAUGAGGGGAUGCUGCCCCCCCCGGACCCUGAGUCACAGCCGGUGCUGCCUCCACCGCCGCAGUCUCCUUACCACCAGCUGGACUUUACCCACAGCCUGAGCUUUGACGACGGCUCCCAGGGCUUCCCGGACAGCCUGGAACCCGGCCACAGCGCUUCCUUCCCUUCCCUAUCCAAGAAGGAGCUGGACUUGAUGCUGCUGCAGGAUACCAUGCUGCCCUUGGCCUCCGACCCCCUGUUCUCGGCCGUGUCCCCUGAGGCCUCCAAGGCCAGCAGUCGCCGGAGCAGCUUCAGCAUGGAGGACGCGGACAUGCUGUGACGAGGAGCUGCGCCCGCGCUGGGGGCGAGGACUGGGCCUUCGAGUUUGGUUAGUGAAGUCACGGGGCACUCUUCCUCCUGGGGGAGGAGCCCGUCCUGCUGAGCACUUGAAUCUACAUAGGAGUACAUUUUCUCUAUGCAACGGGGGUCUCGCUUCAAGGCUCACCGGGUACCACCAUGUCUUUUGCAAGCUUUUUUGUUGCCCAGAGCUGGAGCCAACCUUCUUGGCUUGCCGUGGCGUUGGCCUGGCUGCAGCUUUUCCAGCCAGGCAGCAUGAUCUCGGCUGCUUCGCCUCCCACUGUGUCCCUGCUGUGCUCCCUGUGUGGGCUCGGAGCUCCACGUCCUGGUUGUGAUGCUCACAGCUCUCUGCCUCGCUGCCCCCUCCCAGAAUUCCCCUGCAGUGCCACUGAUGGCUUUGUCACAGUGUCACCUCCCUGCUGGGGCUCCUCCUGACAGUGCCUCUCCAGGGCAGUGGGGAGAAGCGGUGCUCCAGUGGAGCAAGCAAAUUCCCAGGGCAUGGGAGGGGAUGUCCUAUGGAAUUUUGUCGCUUUGAUGUCGUGGAGGUCCAGCAGCACUGUGUCCAUCAGCCUCCACCCCACAGAAGUGCCUCUGCCCUGAAACACCACACUAUGCUCUCAGCUCAGGAGCAGCAUGUGGUUUUGAUGCUGAUUCUUUGCAUGCAUACUGAGAGCCAACGUCCUGCCCUGCAUCAGCAUGGCAGCCAUGCCAGGGGGGGAUCUGUGCCCAUUGCUAAACCUGAGCAUUACUUCUUGUUCCACUGUUGGCAGCAUGCUCCCAGCCUCACCGGUGGGGCUGUGAGGUGUUGGUCAUUGCUUCCCUGGCAGCAAG